This is a messenger RNA of Asterias rubens (European starfish), 5896 nucleotides long. RefSeq names its product zinc finger protein GLI4-like. Bases 114 to 4073 code for a protein of 1319 amino acids. Gene Ontology annotation, molecular function: RNA polymerase II cis-regulatory region sequence-specific DNA binding; zinc ion binding; DNA-binding transcription factor activity, RNA polymerase II-specific. The record is from RefSeq and is a predicted model, not a curated record. Lineage: Eukaryota; Metazoa; Echinodermata; Asteroidea; Forcipulatida; Asteriidae. Gene Ontology annotation, cellular component: nucleus. Gene Ontology annotation, biological process: smoothened signaling pathway; regulation of transcription by RNA polymerase II. The transcript is spliced from 14 exons.
CCCUAGUGCAUUGUCGGACGACCGAGGAGCAAAAUAACGCCUUGUUGUCCAUGCAUUGACGUUGAAUUUCAAAUUAUGGAAUGAAGAAAUGCGAGUGGAAGUGUUAAGGCGAGAUGGCCACCGUCAAGCACCAUGAGGUGGAGACGACCAAGAAAAGGAAAACCACUUCAGAGGAACAAGACCAAGAACAAAAACGAGAAGACGCCCAACGCGUUGGGGCAACAAGCAGAGGUGGUCUGAGCACCGUCUCGGAGGAGCCUGCCUCCAGCACCGAUGAGGAGCACCACCGAGACGCCCAACGAGCCAAAUACCUAGCCAGUCUGCGCCCAAUACCAUUAGCUCCAUCAGUACACCCUCACCACUAUCACCACCAGGCUCUUCACCAUCACCACUCGCCACCAUACCUCAUAGAUCCUACCAAUGGAUGGGCGACCUUGGAUCCACGCUAUGUGCAAACAAUGGAUGGAAGACUGAGCUUCCAUCCCCCCAUACCAGUGGAUUCGAGGACCCACGAAGGUCGGUACCAUUUUGAUACGCUCCCGAUGCAUCAUCCAUUACAAGGACACCCAUCAGGCAGCAGUCCAGCCUUGUCAGAUGUCUCCUUGAUCCGUCUAACCCCACAGCGAGGGGGUACCUCAGAGUCUCCAGGCUACCCCCUGUACAUGCAGCACUACAUGGAGCAGUUCCGUGGCAGUCCGGCGGCAAUGUCCGCAAUGCAGCAUGCACGUGGGGUCAGUCCAAGCAGCAGAUCCUAUGGUGAAGGAGGGAUACCACCGGGUCAUCCUGCUGCCAUACCACCCUACUAUGGUCAUCACAUCUCAUCUCUUAGUCAACACAGUCUAUUUGCUCAUGACUUCGUCAGUGCCCCACCGAGUACAGCUGGAAGCAUAGAGCACCCGGCACUGGAUGUUGGAUCAGUCGAAGGAUCCCGUUUCUCAAGCCCUCGCCCGAGUGACCGUCGCAGCCGCAAGAGGGCGCUUUCCAUUUCCCCGCUCUCAGGCGAGUGUCUCGACAUCAACGCAAUGAUAAGAACAUCUCCUAACUCCCUGGUGGCUUACAUCAAUAGCUCGCGAAGCUCUUCCAGUGCCAGUGGGUCAUACGGUCAUCUCUCUGCAGGGACUGUUAGCCCGUUGAGUUGGCACCCCUCUGUAACGCCAAUAGCACAUCUCCAGCAGUUACAACAGCAGCUGAUGAGGCAGAGGUCAGGUAAUCCAUUCAUACCAUCAGCGAUGCCACCUCCCCCUGCAGGUGCCAUGCAGCACCAUCCAGCCAUGGCCACGCUGCUGGCCCGAGCCCAUCCCACAAACACCCACGAGGAGAUCACAGCCAUGCAGAUGGCUGCAGAGACCAAGCACAGUAGCCGGUUAAUGACGGAUAGGAAACCAACAGAUUUAACUCAUGAGGGACACAGUCCUCGGAAGAUUCUAGAACCCAACAACAACAACCUGGUGAGCAGCAGUCUGGACCACGAAAACAGGAACAUGAGGCACAAUCCGAACGAGGCCUCCCCAAACAUUGUCUCGUCCACCUGUCAUGUGGACAUCAAGAAGGCGCCCAUGGACGGCGGCCACAGGGCAGGGCAUGAGAGGCACAGUAAGGUGGAGGUGGUUGGGAUGACCUCGGAGGACGGGGGUAAGGGGAUCAUGGAGGAGGAUGUACCGGUGGUGACGGACUGUGAAUGGGACAGCUGCGAGGACAGGUUUGACACCCUGGAUCAACUAGUUCAGCACAUCUUGAACGAUCACAUCCACAAUGAGAGGAAGGAGUUUGUGUGUCGAUGGAGAGGGUGUAUCCGUGAAGAGAAACCAUUCAAGGCUCAGUACAUGCUGGUCGUUCAUAUGAGGAGACACACAGGGGAGAAACCCCAUCAGUGCACGUUUGAGGGCUGCAACAAGGCGUACUCUCGUCUAGAGAACCUCAAGACUCAUCUUCGAUCUCAUACCGGAGAGAGACCGUAUGUCUGUGAGUUCCAAGGAUGUACCAAAGCCUUCUCCAAUGCCUCAGAUAGAGCCAAGCACCAAAACAGAACACAUUCCAAUGCAAAACCCUACGUCUGCAAAAUCACAGGCUGCACCAAGCGAUACACAGACCCCAGCUCGCUCCGUAAGCACGUCAAGACAGUCCACGGCCCUGACGCUCACGUCACAAAGAAACAACGCGGGGAUAAACAUGACAGGACAAGCGGUGGCGCCAACGAGGGCAGCACGAGGGACCAUCAGCCGGGUUCAGUUAAGUCGGAGAGUGCGGAGAGCGUUGAUGGGAGUGUGGUCAGUGUUGGUCAUCGUAACGAGAGGCCGCAGAGUGUACCCCCGUCUGAUCUCCAUAUUGACGUGGUGCAUGACAGCCCAGUGGCCGAGUGUCUCACGUUACAGCACGAGUACAGCUGCUCACCGCACAACGACAGCGGCGUCGAAAUGACCAUUCCGGGUGGCAGCCUCACCGAUCUGACCGCCAUUGAAGACGACAAGAUCCAAGAUGACCACAUCAGUUCCAACAUGGGUCCUACUCACACGCGCAACCGGGGCCGUAACCGAGGUUCAACGCUGACGACCACGGCGCCCUCGCAGGCGGUGCGGCCGAUGAGCCCCCUGGCGUGUAAGCCGUCACGGCAGAGGAUGAAAGUCAACACUCCGGCGGUGAACCGACUCGCUCAGAAAGUGAAAUCGGCUCAGGCGUUACCCCAGCUGCCGCAAGUUGUAACAAGAAGGGGAGCGAUUGUGAAUUCUUCCAGCGAGUUUAAACCCAAGGAUCGCAUCAUUGUCAAGCUACAGGCAGAGGAGAUGGGUCGUUGUGAAAGCGGCCAGUCGUUCGUCGGUAGCAUGGAUAGCCUCGGUAUGCGCCGUGGAAGCAACGGCAGCACGGUCAGCUCUUACUACAGCAGCCGUCGCUCCUCAGAAGCUUCCCCGUUCCCUCUCAGCCAGUUCUCCAGUCGACGUUCCAGCGAGGCAAGCACCUAUCUUUCAUCCCGGCGGGCGUCGGGUGCCAGCUCGCAGUACUCCAAUCGCUUGGGUGCUCUCUCUAGCUCUCUUUACGACCCUAUAUCGCCUGGAUCGUCGCGGCGGUCUAGCGGUUUCAGUGGGAUGAGUGGGCCGACGGGGUUACCAGGUCUAACCUUACAGGAGCAGCAACGCCUUCAGGCUAAAUAUGACCAGGUGACUGGACAGCAGAACUCCUGGGGUGCGGAUAGAUUUGCCCCCUCUCCUAUGCCUGGGUAUAAUGGGCACAGUGGGAGCUACCCGAGCCGCACCCCGUUACCCCAUGAGGUACCCGGUGUGGGCAUAAGGAGGGCGAGCGAUCCAGUCCAGCAGCAGCGGCAACAGGAACCCGUACUGCAGCGCUAUAACAGUUUAAGCAACAUCAACCCGCUGCCAAUGCCGGAGAACAUGUCCAGCUUAACACAGCGAAGCCGACCGAUCGAUAUGCCACCUGUCAUGAGCAAUCAUUGGCAGGGAGAUCAUGGUAUGGGGAUGCAGAAUGGAACCGAAGGAAUGGGACGCAGGGAUAACUUGCAGAAUGAUAUGUACCCUCAAAUGAUGUCCAACCAACAAGGGUACAGUAAUAGCUACUCUGAACCUAAGAUGAUGAACGGUGGUUAUAUGGAUACUCAGCACACCGUGCAGCAGCAGCAAGGCAUGCAACAUGUUAACCCGCAGUACCAGACAAACCACAUGCAGGUGAAUGAACCACAGUAUAUAAGCCAACAGCAACAGCAGCAGCAGCAGCAGUUUCCCAACACGAUGCCCAACCCCAUGGAGAUGUCACCAGGUUGCAACCAAGUCAGCAGUACGGUGGACGUCCCUGGAGCCAAUCGCUACGACCACACCAUUCCCCAGAUGGACUGCGAUGACCCAAUCGCUAACGGUCUGGCUGCAUUGUCUGCAGAUGGACUGGACAACGUCCAGCCACUCAUUCCCGGGGGGAUGGUCAGUCCAACCGACAUCAUUAACGGCAUCGGAUGUGAGAGUCCCUUAGUACCAAAUAUGAACCCUAUGUCCAACAUGGUCGUCAAUGAUAUGUCGUCCAUGCUGACAUCGUUAGCCGAAGAGAACAGGUACUUAAAUAUGAUGAGCUAAAAACGAGACACGCGUGAGCUGACAGCAUUCUCUCGUAUCAGUGGUCCUCUGGCCAACUACCAGUUUUUUAAUUUUAUGAGGACCAGUCAAAAUUUCUCCAGGGCCUGUUUUUGGUUAGCAAAUUUUUGUGCUGUAGCGUACAAAAUUGGCGUAAAUUGGUGUAAGCAUAUUUAACAGGUUGGCAAGAAAAUCUGGUGGCCAUCUUGCAUGUUCAAGGACUAAUGGAUUUGCAUUUUGAUGUCAUUCAUUCAUUUUUUUUUACAUUUUUUUCUUCAAUAUAUAUGUAUUUUUCAAAACGUGUUUUUGAAACUGAAAUGUUGAGGUGGGCAGUUUUCCAAAACAAUUUUGAAAAAAAAAAAACUUUGAUAACUUUUAAUUCCCUCCAAAUGGUGCUUAACAGUUUUUAAUGUUUGCACAUUUUAUAUUAUUAUCCUUUCCAUCUCAAUAAUGUGAUACACUUUUGCAGUAUUCAUUUUUUUUUUUACUGUGUGUGAUCAGCAAAAGUAUUUUUGUAAUGUCCAGUAUGUUUGUUUAUCAGUACACAAAAACCAACUCCUGUAUUCAGCCCCAAACAACUGUACAACUUGUUUAUCUGAAAGUAACCUCCUUUAAAACUAUCAAAAAGGUUAGAAGCCAGUGUCUGCAUUCCUCAUUGUCCCCCCCCCCCCAUUAAAACACAGUUGGCUCUCGUUAUAACAAGAUCCAUGGGACUGGCCCAAUUACCUCUUUGUAACAGGAACGUUGUUAUAAGAGGACAGCAAUUUAAAGAAUGAAAAGGCAGAACAAAAUCAGAGCGUACUCUUUUUAUUGCAGAACCUCUUCAUGAGAGUGCCCUUUGUUAUGAAGGGUCGACUGUAAACUAAGAUAAUCAGUGAGAAAUAGUUUCAGUUGAACUUUGUAUCAGCUACAUUUUGAAUGUAAACAAAUCAUUUUGUCUCAGGUGGGUUUAAACAGACAACCCUAUUACCGGGUAUAUAAAAAAAAAUACACAGUUCAAAAUAAGUAAAUCUGAUAUCACUUCUCUAUGCAAGAAUGAUGCUGUGGGUCCAAGCUCAGCGUUUGAAAAUUGAUUUUCAUUAAAACUUUUUUUUUUGUAAGUAAGUUUUUUCCAUCGCUGAAAUGUGCCUUCUUUUUAAAAGAAGACAACUGCAUGAAGUUAAUGUUAACUUCCUAUAAAUUAUCCAGAGUUUCCAACAUUUUUAAGGUAAAAGAAAGAGUGUCACUUUAAUACCACUUCAGGGUGAUCUCAAAUGCGAGUCCAUCUUAAGUACAAAGCUAAAUGUGAUGUCACAAUACAAAUCACUAUGGAAAUAUUGACAACUCUUCUUAAGAUGAAUCUUGGUUAAAUAUUGAGCUCUGGCAAACCCGUCUCUACUUUUUUGACGAACUGCAGGUCCGUGCCUUUUAUGAUUGGACAUAUUUAUUUCACAUAAUCACAUAAAUGUACAUGUUCCCCAUUUUGAGGCUAAGCAGAACAUUUUACUAAUGGUAAAAGGUGCUAUUUUUAUGUUUAAAAAGUACUAAUGUGUCGUUAACUUAAAUCAAAGUGUCAAAGAUCCAAUUAUUUGUAUUUAUGGAUAAAUCAUGUACCCAUAAUUAUGUGAAUCGUGACAGUUGCAAAUUUGAUUCAAACAAAGUGCCUGUGGUUCCUUGGAACUGUUCAUAUUGGUCUCCUCUCAGAUUUUUCUUGUAAGGGGUUAAUUUUUUGGUUUCAAAGAUGAAAGACUCUACCUGUGUUAUGACCAAACCUCUAGACAUAUUUAAAGGAACAUUACAGAAUUGGUUUGGCUAGCAAAAAAGUUGCUGGCAGUGCAAGCACUUUU